AUGGUAGGGACAGCCUAUCAAGCUGCUCAUGACACCUCUGAGGAAGUAAUAGCCAAUGUUAUUGUUUCUGGUUUCUCUGGUCAACUCAAAGAUUUUGUUCUUGAAACCAUCGCACUCUUUGACUCAGGUGCAGAUUCAAAUUGUAUUAAAGAAGGUCUGAUCCCCACAAAGUAUUUUGAAAAAACUACUGAACGUCUUAGCUCAAUAACGGGUGAAAGACUAAACAUCAAAUUCAAAUUAACCAAUGCUUUUGUUGAAAAAGGUAAUCUUAGGAUUCCAAUCAACUUCAUCAUAGCAAAGGAUAUCAAAAACGAUGUAGUCUUGGGGACACCUUUUAUAAUCCUUUUGUUUCCCUACCUAGCAGAUUUUCAUGGACUUACCUCUUUUGUGGGAGGACAGAAAAACGGACUUGCGGUUUCAAAAUCGAAAAUUGUCCUUUUCCAAACAAAAAUUUGUUUUCUUAGUCAUAUGAUUUCCCAAGGAACAAUAACCCCUAUCAAAAGAUCAAUUUUGUUUGCAGAAAAGUUCCCAGACUAUAUCCUUGACAAACCUCAACUCCAGAGGUUCCUAGGAUGUCUUAAUUAUGUCUCGGACUUCAUCCCAAAUCUUAACAAUCUCAUUAAGCCUUUUCAUGAUAGGCUUAAGAAAAAUCCUCCGCUAUGGACGGACAAACAUUCUGAUAUCAUCAGAUUUCUUAAAACCAAAGUUCGCAAUCUUCGUUGCCUUUACCUACCUGUUCCUCAUGCAUUCAAAAUUGUUGAAACAGAUGCAUCUGAUUAA
This is a messenger RNA of Arachis ipaensis, 780 nucleotides long. The record is from RefSeq and is a predicted model, not a curated record. NCBI's taxonomy places the organism in Eukaryota, Viridiplantae, Streptophyta, Magnoliopsida, Fabales, Fabaceae.